AAUGACUGAAGUCGUAAAUGCCGACAAAAUAAAAACGAUUCGCGCGUACUACAAGCUGUGCCAAAAGCCGGAGAAUCGAGCAGUCGUGCUUAAGGACAAAACAUUUUUCCACACUCUCCCAACGCUCCUCAAGGACGAAAGCUCCGAUGUCAUCAGAUACACGGUUAAAAUCCUCGUUUUGCUCACAGAGCAGUCGGGGAACAUCGAGCAACUGCUGAAAUCCGCAGAUUUACUUCCAGCAUUGUCGGAAGCCUGCGAAAAUAUCACAAAUCCCAGUGUCAACUAUAACUUGGUCCUUGUCUCGAGUAGGAUUCGAGUAGUGAAGAAUUCGCUGGAUGCCAAAAGAGCCGAGAAAGAGCCUCUAGCCGAUGCGAUCAAAGAGCUCGACAAGGGCGGAACUCUUCACCGAAAAUUCGUUGGAAGAAAGUCAAAGCAGAUUAUUAUGGAAUUCGAUGCGGAGGAAUUCGAUGAAACGAAGAAGCUGUCAGUUGAGAGAGGCCUUCUGAAGAAAAAAGGAGUAAUCAGUGUAUAUAUAACCGAGCAGAACUCAAUUCCACGCGCCGUGCUCCGCACAAUCCCGACAAUCGAAGCCAAGGACAUUGCGCAGUCCGUUUUCGCCGCCGCCGGAUUCGAGUACGUCGCGCAGUUAGUGAAAGUGAACGGAAUCGACGAGAAAUUCGAGUUUUACGCGUCAGAGAUGGGCAAAAUCACGGAAAACUCGAAAGAUUACCCCGAAUAUUUGGAUGAUGAUGUGCUUCACGUGGAUCCGGCAAGUUGUGUGAUAACUAAUGAGAUGGCUGCCCAUGGAAGUGGUCAAGAGGGCGGAUGGUUCAGUUCGAUCACUUCAUUCGUCAAAACUUCCCUCUGGUGAUGGAAGGAAUUCUCGGAUUAUCUCGGAAAAUCUCGAAAAAAAAUGUAUUAAAGUACUACGGUUUCUUCUUUGUUAUCUCAAUAUUUUCUUUUUUCUCCUGUUUCUCGUUUUUUUUGAGAUCUCUUUCUGGUAUUAUCACCGCACAGGCAUAUAAAUCGUUUCACACUGGUUUUU
Molecule: messenger RNA, 1045 nt
Organism: Caenorhabditis elegans
Lineage: Eukaryota; Metazoa; Nematoda; Chromadorea; Rhabditida; Rhabditidae
Gene: K05C4.7
Product: Armadillo repeat-containing protein 1
Exons: 2
Coding region: 2-871 (289 amino acids)
Cellular component (GO): mitochondrial outer membrane
Source: RefSeq, marked reviewed